AUGGGCUACACUUGGGCUUGGUUAUGGAAGAGAACGCCAGCGUCUAUGGAAGAGUGCAACCAACUUCACCAACUCACAACCAUGUUUUUUCCUCCCCGCCUCUCGGAUGGUCCUGAUAAAUGGGAAUGGACCCUUAAUGGGUCAAAGGUUUUCUUAGUGUCUGAUAUUAAAUCACACUUGGCCAACCACAGGUUCUCACAUUCUGGGUAUGUGUUCAAAUGGAAUAAUUGGGUUCCCCGCAAGGUUAGUAUUCUAUCAUGGAGGGCUGCUCUUGAUCGCAUUCCUGUACGUAUUGCAUUAACUAGAAGAAACAUUACUGUGGCCUCAAUCUUGUGUCCAAUAUGUGGUUUUGGGGAGGAAUCGGUGGAUCAUAUAUUCAUUGACUGUGGAUUUGCCCAAUCUAUUUGGGCGGCUAUAUCCCAAUGGUGUAAUAUUCCCCCAAUAUUUGUGUUUAGUUUCAAAGAUUUGUUAGACAUCCAUGUCUACAUGAGGGGCUCGGUUUCACUUAAAAAGGCAUUUUAUGGGGUUGUUCUAGUAGCUAUUUGGUGUAUUUGGAGAGCGCGUAACGACGUAGUAUUUAAUGGAGUGGAAUGUUCUUUACAAAGGUGUGUUGGAGAGAUUAAAACCAAAAGCUUUUUGUGGAUCAAGAACCACUCAAAGGGGAGAUUGUCUUGGAACUCUUGGGCAUCUUUCAAUCCGGAUAAUAUUGGAUGA
Molecule: messenger RNA, 714 nt
Organism: Erigeron canadensis
Lineage: Eukaryota; Viridiplantae; Streptophyta; Magnoliopsida; Asterales; Asteraceae
Exons: 1
Coding region: 1-714 (237 amino acids)
Source: RefSeq, a predicted model, not a curated record